AUGAUCGCCAAUGAAUUGAUGGUAAAUGAAGAUGAAGAUAGUGUUUAUCGUCGUCAUCUUAGUAAUGCUGUACUUGAACAAAUGUUUUCAACAAUUCGAGAGCGAAAAGCAAAACCAAGUUUCGAUGACGAUGUUAUUGAUGAUCUUAAUGAAUUUAUGCUUGAUGAAGAAAAUGCCCAUGAAAUGAUUGAUCUUUUAUUUGAAGGAAUAUCUGAAGUAUCUUUUAAUCCACAAGUUCAAACCGUUGAAUUAGUUGAUGUUCUAAAAUUAAAUGACCAACCAAUACUAAAUGCUAUUCAAAAAUACUGUUCAGAGAUUAUAGUUACAAUGGGUGAUUUGCAGCAAAAACAAAAAAGUGCUAAAUGUCGUCCAAAACUAGCUGCUGGUAUAAAACAAAAGAUAAAAGAAUUGAAACAACGUGAUCCACGUCCAUAUAAAUAUGAAGGUGAUGAGAAUGACUUUAACUGGUGGUUUGGAAAGUUAUUUCCAGUUAAUACAUGA
Didymodactylos carnosus is the source of this 501-nucleotide messenger RNA. The record is from the annotation of a GenBank genome assembly. NCBI's taxonomy places the organism in Eukaryota, Metazoa, Rotifera, Eurotatoria, Philodinida, Philodinidae.